AUGCUAGAUGGCAUAUCAUUUCCUACUGACAAUGACUCUGGGUCUGACAGAUAUAAUUCGAUCGGCGAUCAAGUUGACAAGGAUAUCUUACCGAUCGAUGAACUCAUCAGUGAAGUCCCCAGAUACUUAUCGUUAACCCAAGAAUCAAUGUCUCAAACCGGUCCAAAAAGGGAAUCAUUGACGUACGACAAUCACCUAAGCCUAAGCAGCGAAAAAAAAGUAACGGAUGAGAAUGAUUUUUGGAAAUUUACAUAUACCCAGUCUGCUUUAUUUAGAUAUACAAAAGAUCUAUUUAAUGAUCCUUGGAAUUUGAAGAGAUUGCAGGAUAAAACUUUCAAUAGUCAGAAGAUUAGAUUUGACCAGUUGAUGAAUAGCCAAGAGGAUAGGGGAUUGAGGGGAAUAAUGAAAAUUUGGAAAAGAGGUGUAGAAAUUGAUUAUGAAUUGAGAUGUCAUCGAUCGACUCUAGAAUCACACAGGAAAUUCGUAAGUCUUUUACCGACGGGAACGGAUAGAGAAGAAAAGUAUAAGCUAGAGAAGAGUGAGAGGAUGAUCAGAGAGAAAUCUAAACAAAUUAGAGGAUUGGAAGAUACGGUGAUUAAUACCAGAAAACGGGUUGAGAGAGAUUUAAAGAAGGUUGGAAAGGAGAGGGAUACGGAGUGGAGUUGGCCUGAGGAUAUAGAUGAUUGGAGAGAUAUGCUAGGUCAGUUGAAGAGAGAGGAACUUACUAAGCGAAAUGGUCCCGUGUUGACAAGUGCAUGCGAAGGAGCGAAUGACAUUGUGAUCGACAAAGGAGAAGAGAAGACGAUGGUCAAUGCGAUAUCAGAAGGAAAUACCACUGCACUGUCCUCUGGUCUGGAUGAAGCUCGUGAUAAUGGUCUUGAUACCAAUGAUGGAAAUACAGAAGCUCAUACCCCUCUGGUUCAUGGUGGAACAACCCCUCGACCUCAAGCGAGUACCAGGAACGACAUGACUGGAUGGGAUUCCGCAAAAGGAGGAUGGAAGAAGCCCUGGGAAGACACAAAAUGUGCCACAUUGAUAUCCGAGUCUGCAACCGCAGCGGACAACUCGGAUAACCAAGGGUUCACCACGGUGAGCAAUAGAAAGAAGAAACAGAAGAAGAAGAAAAGCAGUAACAACAGUGAACAGAUACAGCUUUGCCCACCCGAUCCUAUGGUAGGUAGGAGUAAUGACCUUUCAUAUCAUAUUAAAUCCGGUAAAUCAAUUAGGAGUCGUAAAAACCGAACUUCCACUGCAAGUAUGCCACUUACGCAACCUACCUCAACCGCGCUCGAAGAGUACACGGAGAUGAAUACAAGUGAUGAUAAGCCAAAAGACCUUGAUGACUUGGUAGAGAUUGCUCAUGAUCAAUCCGAUGAAGAUACCACAUCAUCCGAUCAUGCUGAUUUACGUGCCGUUGAGCUCAUAUGGAAGCCUGGCGUCGAAGAGCAAGCCACUGAAUCCGAAGGCGGUGGUGUUUGA
This is a messenger RNA of Kwoniella botswanensis, 1479 nucleotides long. RefSeq lists its product as uncharacterized. NCBI's taxonomy places the organism in Eukaryota, Fungi, Basidiomycota, Tremellomycetes, Tremellales, Cryptococcaceae. The coding region runs from base 1 to 1479 and encodes 492 amino acids. The transcript has 4 exons. The record is from RefSeq and is a predicted model, not a curated record.